This is a messenger RNA of Cynoglossus semilaevis (tongue sole), 1877 nucleotides long. Its product is annotated as early activation antigen CD69. Lineage: Eukaryota; Metazoa; Chordata; Actinopteri; Pleuronectiformes; Cynoglossidae. The transcript has 6 exons. Bases 770 to 1489 code for a protein of 239 amino acids. The record is from RefSeq and is a predicted model, not a curated record.
ACUGGACACUUUCAGUUUCCUGCGCUGCUUUAAGAGCUUCGCAGCUCAAUGGUCAGAUGUGAUUUGAUCAAACAGAAGGUUAGAAGAAGAGUGAGGAGCCAUGGAGAUGAACGAGAUCCAAGCAGAGAAGAAAGGUGACAGAGAAAAGCAGAAUGAAUACGAGCUGCAUCUGGACAUCAAACCUGAAGAAGAACCAAACCAUUGUUCUACCGUUGCAGGUCCACCUCAGGCCGACUCCACUGCAGCUGAGUCCAGAGCAGGUAAACAAUCACAGAACAACUGUGUGUGUGGUGUCACACUGUUCAGUUAAUAAGUCCAUGAAACCAGGAAGGAAACGACGACGGCGCCGAUCAGACUGUUGUUUUCAUCAACACUCGGAGCUCGGAGUCACAACACGUCAGCUUCACCAGUCACAACAAGAACAGAGUGAAAUGUCACCACAACAAACCCUUAUCAACAUCAACUGUCAAAAAAAUGUAAUCUUAUUUUUGGAGAAUGUUUCUACAGAAACAACAGACAUGGGACAGACAUUAACCCUUUAGGGCAGCAGAGCUGUAGAGUUACACUUUAUCAAGCUGCUGAUUAAAAGUCUGUGGGAAUGAAAUUUGAUCCAAGAGCUGAAGGACAAGCUCAGCAGUGUUCCACAUAAAUAAUUUGGAACAAACGUCAGUUGCUGCUAUGGUGAUGGGAGGGCGGUCCCUGAACUGCAGAGCUGCAGGCACAUUUGACUGAGACAGAGCAACCAGUGGGUACGAGCUUCUGUUUCAUCAUGUAUCUUCAUUUCCUCUGGAAUUAUGGUAAGGUUCAGAAAGACGAAGGCGUAAAGGAACGUUCCUCAUCAGAGUUAUGUGUGGAUGUGGACGGGGACAAAGGUAAAACAAAGGUGUUCUGGUUGAAUUCUGCUGGUCUUAUUGUUGUGUCGCAGAGGGGGACAGAGGGGGACAGAGGGGGACAGAGGGGGAGAACAUGGACACUAAGACACUCUGCUCUGGUGUCUCCAACCACAGUUUGUCCAGACACAGAGAGAGCACCUGAGGACAGGACCAGCCCAUCUGCUACAACCUGCAGCCUGGAACAAUGCCAAGACCAUCUGACCAAAACCCAGCCUGUCCCCUACGGCUGCAUGCAGUGUGCUAACGGGUGGCUGACUCUGGAUCGAUCCUGCUUUUACCUGUCCACCACCAGGAUGGACUGGGCGGAGAGUCGCAGUUACUGCGCAGAGAGAGGAGCGUCGCUGGCCGUCAUCACCAGCCAGGAAGUCCAGGACUUCCUGACCAAGAAAGGCUCCCUGAAAUACUGGAUCGGGCUGAGACGAGUAGGAAGAACCUGGAGCUGGGUCACUAACGCUGCCCUGAGGGCGGGCUUCUGGGCAGAAGACCAGUCCAAAGGCGACUGUGUCCUCCUCCACGGUGAGGGUCCGACUGAGAACAACUGGAUGAAGGCUUCCUGCAGGGACCUCAGCUACUUCAUCUGUCACGUCCAGUUCUGAGAACACGUGAUUUUAAAGUCCAAACCACUGUCGUCCACCUUCCUCUGCUGCAGUCAGGCGUCAGCAGCAAACAUCUGGCCAAUCACAGAUGAGAGAAGGUUUCAUAACUCGUCUCUUGUUAUUUUGUUUUCCUUUAACAUUUUCUAGACCAGACUGGACAGGAGUGAACUGGAAUUAGAGGGAGAGGUUUAGUAACAAAACCACAAAUAUGGUCGCUCACCAGAUGGCGCCGUGUGGUUCUUUAGUUCUGCGUGUUGAAGUGUGUAGCACCAUUAAUCCUCUGAAUCCUUUGAUCAGCCUGUCUAACUGUGUACUCCUUUCAUCUUUGUCAUGACUUUGAUCAAUGGUUCUGCAUUUUAUUUCCAUAUAAAACAACCUGAUACAGUAA